UCCCCAGAAUGUACUACCACUGCAUGUAUCAGCAUCUCAGAAUUCUGCUCAGCAAAUGUCAGAGAACAACCUACCACACAUGCAGAUUGCACAACAGCAAAGUGAACACCAGCAGAGCAUCCAAAAGCAGCAGCAGCAGCAGCAGCAGCAACCUCAGGCAACCCAGAGUAACCCUCCUCAAUGCCACCCUCCUAGCUCUCCUCAGCUGAUGACCCAGAAUCUACAGCAACACAAUUCUCUGCUACCCCCUCAUCACGUCCCCCAAAACAUCUCUCCUCAACGUCCCACACAGAACAGCCCCAUGCAUGGGAUGCCACAGAGUGCCACACAAGGAGCCCAGCCUGGACCCCCUCAGCCAGCUCCACUGACGUCUUUGCCACCCAGUCAUCCUACCCCACUAUUACCCUCCCAGCCUAGUCCAGCAGACCAUGGAAAUCAAAGACCUAGCGAGCCUACAAGUAGAGCGGGCACAGAAGGUACGGUCCUUCCUCCACAGCACACCGUGAUGAAAUCAGGGCCUCUGAAUGGUAUUUAUAAACACCAGGAUUUUAGCCCCAAUCACUGUCAAACCCAGCUGACGGGUAGUAAUGUGGGAAUGCAGGCUCAGAGAGGGCCCUCACCUGGUCACAAUCCAAGCGUGCCUCCUCACUCCCAAGGCCAGGUAAAUGGAGCCAUGGGUCAAUACAGCAUGGGGAACCAUCCACACUACAGCCAGACCAACAUGAGAACCAUGCCUGCAUCUGCUCACCACCCUUAUCACAACCCAGCCAUUAACCCCCUCCACAAUCCUGCUCACCACACAACCUACCACCAGCAGGGAGGGACUUCCUACUCCUACCACAUCCCAGGCCAACAGCAUCCUCAGGCCCACCCCAGCAUGUACCCACCUCAUCAGUACCAGCAGCAACACUACUACCCCCACCCUCAUCCACAAGCUCAGACCCAUAACCAAGCCAGCAGUAGAGGGGGCUAUCCUCCAGAGGAGUGG
This is a messenger RNA of Xiphias gladius (swordfish), 988 nucleotides long. RefSeq lists its product as uncharacterized. The record is from RefSeq and is a predicted model, not a curated record. Lineage: Eukaryota; Metazoa; Chordata; Actinopteri; Istiophoriformes; Xiphiidae. The transcript has a single exon. The annotation marks the transcript as partial.